Molecule: messenger RNA, 1288 nt
Organism: Salvia hispanica
Lineage: Eukaryota; Viridiplantae; Streptophyta; Magnoliopsida; Lamiales; Lamiaceae
Product: GroES-like zinc-binding alcohol dehydrogenase family protein
Molecular function (GO): zinc ion binding; oxidoreductase activity, acting on the CH-OH group of donors, NAD or NADP as acceptor
Source: RefSeq, a predicted model, not a curated record
UCCAUCCACUACUCAUUUUUAAUUCUGCUCUAAAAUCCCUAAUUUUGCAAAGGAGAAGGAAGAGAGAAAUGGGAUCUCAGGGAGAAGAAGAGAAUAUGGCAGCUUGGCUACUUGGCGUUAACAAUCUCAAGAUUCUUCCUUUUAAGCUCCCUCCUCUCGGCCCUCACGAUGCUAGAAUCAGAAUGAAAGCUGUGGGUAUCUGUGGAAGUGAUGUUCACUAUCUCAAGGAGAUGAAGUUGGCAGAUUUUGUGGUCACGGAGCCAAUGGUGAUCGGGCAUGAGUGUGCCGGUGUGGUUGAGGAAGUAGGAGCUGAAGUGAAGCAUCUAGUGCCUGGUGACCGUGUCGCGAUUGAACCGGGAAUAAGUUGCUGGCGGUGUAAUCUAUGCAAGGACGGAAGAUAUAAUCUGUGCCCUGAGAUGAAAUUCUUUGCUACUCCUCCGGUUCACGGUUCCCUUGCGAAUCAGAUUGUGCAUCCUGCAGAUUUAUGCUUCAAACUCCCUGAAAAUGUGAGCUUGGAAGAGGGUGCGAUGUGUGAGCCCUUGAGUGUUGGUGUUCAUGCUUGUCGCCGUGCCAAUGUUGGUCCAGAGACAAAUGUGUUGGUGAUAGGAGCUGGACCCAUAGGACUUGUAACAUUGCUAGCAGCUCGUGCUUUUGGAUCCCCAAGAAUUGUCAUUGUGGAUGUAGAUGAUCAUCGCCUAUCAGUUGCUAAGCAGCUUGGAGCAGAUGAGACCGUCAAAGCUUCAACUAAUGUAAAUGAUGUAGGUGCAGAAGUUGAACUUAUAAAGGCUGCAAUGGGGGCUAGUGUGGACAUAGCUCUUGACUGUGCUGGUUUUAGUAAGACAAUGUCAACGGCUCUAGGUGCCACUUGUUCGGGCGGAAAGGUUUGCCUAGUAGGGAUGGGGCACACAGAAAUGACCGUCCCCCUUGCGCCAGCUGCAGUCAGGGAGGUCGACGUGGUUGGCAUAUUCCGCUACAAGAACACAUGGCCUUUGUGCAUUGAGUUUCUUCAGAGUGGGAAGAUAGAUGUGAAGCCGUUGAUCACCCAUAGGUUCGGAUUCUCGCAGAAGGAAGUCGAAGAUGCUUUUGAGACGAGUGCGCGUGGUGGAGCUGCUAUCAAGGUCAUGUUCAAUCUCUAGUGCUUAUUCUGUUGAAGGGUGGAAACACAAUUAUGCAAGCAACAAAUUACUGUGGAACUGUUUUAAGGUUUUCCAUUUGUAUAUCUAAAAAGAGUUGGAUGUCAGAUCUGUAUGUGCAACUCUAAUAAUGAAAGCCUUUUUUAUAUACGGAA